This is a messenger RNA of Adineta steineri, 2733 nucleotides long. NCBI's taxonomy places the organism in Eukaryota, Metazoa, Rotifera, Eurotatoria, Adinetida, Adinetidae. The record is from the annotation of a GenBank genome assembly.
AUGUUUCAAUCAACUCAAUCUAAUAGCAAUUUACCUCGAAAUUAUCUUCAGUUUCAUGAGAAUGCAUUUGUUUCUCCUCUUAAUCUUAUUAAUGUUACACAUCCUGCACCAGUUUCUUUCGGUCGAGCUCCACAUGUACUUCAACAAACAAUUCCUCGAAUUGAUACAUCAAUACCUUCUUUACCAACAUCAUCAUCAUCCUCCUCAUCAGUAUUACCACAUCUUCAAUCAAUUGAUGCAAAUAAAUUACAUAUGUAUCAAUUUUUAGCACAAAGAAAACUUAAAGAAGAUCGAUGGAAAAAAGAAAUAACUGAAAAAAAUACUCCUAAACAAACAUUUCAACAACGAAAUGUUCGUUCUUCACAAUCACAACAACGUCCUCAAAAACCACCAGUUCGUUCUGCAUCAGCUCCAAAAAAGCCAACUACAGUUAAAAAAAGUACUAAAAAUGAAAUCAAUCGAUCUCAAAUAAUACCAACACCAAUUCAUUUUACUCGACCAGAUGAUCCAUUUACUGCACUUUCACUUGGUAAACAAAAUGAAAUAACUGAUGUACAUGAACAACUUCUUGUACAAUUACGUAUUCUACAUAAUCCACCUGCAAGAGAAAAUAUUAUUGAUGAAACUGAACAAGAAAAACAACGUCGAAUAAGACUUAAACGUGAAAGAAUAAAACGUGAUUCACGAGCAAUUUAUAAUGCACAUCAAGAACUUAAACAAAUUCUAAUUGAUAUUCGUCAACCAGAUGCUAAUAUACCUCGACUAACUCAUCGUCAUUUAAAUGCUUACAAAGCAGUUUUACUUGCUAUGGAAACUCUUGCUAAUGAAGCACCACUUAAAUCACAAGAUGCACCAGUUCAACAACUUUAUACUUCUAUUAUUCCUGUUCUUGAAACUUUAACAAAUACAAAUUAUGCACUAGGUCUAUCUCAGUUACAAAUUGAUCGUUCAUAUCUUCAUGUUCCACCAUCUAAAAGUGUUACACCACGAGCAACUUCAAAUAAUCGUGCGGCACCAUCGAAUCAACUUUUACCUACUAUUUAUAAUGAACUAAUAAAGAAAAAACAACAACAACAGCAAAAACCACGAGUAAUACCAUCAGUAUUACGUCCACGUAGUGCAGAAUCAAUACGUUUACCACGUACGAAGACCUCAAAAAUAAAUCGUUCAACAAUAUCAAUGCAACAUAAAACUCGAGCACGAAGUCAUUCACCAUUACCAUCUAUAAAAUCUGCUUCAACUAUAGAAACACCAUUUCAUUCACGUUUUACUGUUGAUCAUAUUCUUGUUAAAUUAGCUCCUAAACUUCUUGCUAAUUAUAAUGGAAAUGAAUUAUCAAAACAAAUUGAACGUGCUCGUACAUUGAUACCUAUGUUUCUUGUUGAUAAUCGUUUGAGUGAUGAUGAAAUAAAUACACGUGUUAUACAAAUGCUUAUGCCAAGACAAGAUCAUCAAAUUCAACCAUCAACAACACAUUUUGCAGUAUUAGAAACACCAGAAGAACAUGCACGUCGUGUUAAUAUUGAUGUUUAUCAAACACAAAUAUCUACUUGGGAUGAUGAAAUGUCUCAAAUUCGACAACGUCUUCAAAAUUAUAGAACAAAUCGAUUAGAAGACGAAACAGCAAUGCGACAAACAAUUAAAUUUCAAGUAAAUUCAUCAUUAACUCCAACAUUACCAGAAAAUGUUCAUAUUCAUACUCCACUUUUCGAGCAUACAAUUGAUGAUUUUGUUACAAAAUCGAAUGAAAAUAAUCAAGCAUUUGAAACAACAACGAUGAACUCUUCACCUUCUGGUAAUGUUCGAUUAUACGGUUUAGAUUCAAGUAAAAUACGACAAAUUGAACGUUAUAAAAGAGAUUAUCAAAGUUAUUUACAAAGAACAGAAUCAGCUAAAAUUGAUGACUUUGAUCCAUGUCAAGUUAUUAACAGAUUAUCGGAAUUUCUACUUGAUGAAGCUUUGAUUUCUGUUGUUCAUGAAGUUGAAUUAUUAACGGUUGAAUUAAGUCAAAAACUAGUUGAAAAUGAAUUACUUGGUCGAGAAAUUUCAUUAACAGAUGUUGACAAAAGAUCAAAACGACCACCGUCACCACCACCACAACAACAGCAACAGCAACAGCAACAAUACCGACGUCCAGUGCAACAAAUUGAUCGACAACAUUCGCCGAUUUCUCCAUCACCUCCAAUUGAACAAUAUAAUACAUCAAGUUUUGAAGAAGAUUUGAAUACUGAAAGUAAAAUAUCUCGUUCUGAAUAUGAUACAAAUGUACAACGUCGAAAAUCACCAAUGGAAGGUACAGGGCGUUUUGUAUCAGCAGCAUUUGAACAACGAAGAUUGCCAAAAGAUACAACCUCUUCAUCAUCAUCGCGUAAUCAAUCACCUGCAGGAAUUAUUCUUAAACCAACUAUUAGUAUUAAAAAACCAAAUUCAAUUCAUGAAGAAAUCAAUCAAAUGUCUGAUCGUGAAUCAUCGUCAUCUUCAACUAUAUCAAAAAGGCAUCAACAAAAAUUUCGACGUCAAUCAAGUGCCGAUGAAGAUGAUGAUCUAUUAUAUAGUACAAAAACUGGAGAAAAAAUUUAUUCUACUGAUUUCGAUGAAUCAAAAAGUAAACCUCGUCAUAUAAGUAGCAGUUAUGAUGAUGAAGAUGAUGAUGAUAUUGCUGAUACUAUGAAAUUAUCAGCUCGAUCAUUAAAUGCUGCUCAGCAGAGUUCGUCUGAUGAAGAUGAAGAUUAA